GCCCGGCGCGAGCGCACACCCGGCCGCGCCCAGCACCCCACGCCGCCGCCGCCACCAGCCCCACCCGCCCGCGCGACAUGAGCGACGCGCCCGACACCACCGACCCCGCGCCGGCCGCGGCCUCGGCCCCGGCCCCCAGCGCCACCAGCCCCACCGGGGCGGCCCCGGCUCUGGCUCUGGCCCUGGCCCCAGCUCCGGCCGCGGACGCCAAGCCCAAGCCCGCCCCGGCGCCCCCCGCCAGUAGCAGCAGCAGCAGCAGCAGCGCUAGUGGAGACGCGGCCGCCGCCGCCCCGGGCCCCGCCGCCGACACCGAGAAGAAAGUGCUGGCUACUAAAGUUCUUGGCACUGUCAAGUGGUUCAAUGUCAGAAACGGAUAUGGAUUUAUCAACAGAAAUGAUACCAAAGAGGAUGUGUUUGUUCAUCAGACUGCAAUCAAGAAGAACAACCCACGGAAAUAUCUGCGCAGUGUUGGCGACGGAGAGACUGUAGAAUUUGACGUGGUUGAAGGAGAGAAGGGUGCAGAAGCAGCUAAUGUGACCGGUCCAGAUGGGGUCCCUGUAGAAGGCAGCCGCUAUGCUGCAGACCGACGUCGUUACCGACGUGGCUAUUAUGGCCGGCGUCGUGGACCACCUCGUAGCGGUAUUGAAGGAGAGAUCAAGGAUGGGAUCACAGAAGGAGCACAACUCCAACAGCCAAUCCAUCGGAAUCCCACUUAUCGGCCCCGCUACCGCAGAGGGCCCCCUCGUCCACGUCCUGCUCCAGUGGCUGGAGAGGCUGACAACAAGGAGAACCAGCAUGAGGCCAACGCUGUGAACCAGCAGUCACCUCGUCGUGGUUACCGUCGUCCAUAUAACUAUCGGCGUCGACCUCGCCCACCCAACGCUCCAUCUCAAGAUGGCAAAGAGACCAAGGUGGCCGAAACAUCAGCUGAGAACCCUGCUCCAGUGACCGAGCAGAGUGGUGCUGAGUAACAUUUGGCUCCCCAGACACCUUUUACCAUCCAUCAGGUGUCCUAAAGUGUAAUUAAAAAAAAAAAAAACCACCACCAAAGAAACAUCCAAGCAAUAAAACGAGAACAACAAUGAAAACCAGAUUUAAAACCUUCAAACUUAAAAGAAAUAACUAAAAUAUACCAGCAGCUGAGAUCCAGGGAACGCCUGCAAGAAAGAUGAAUGGAGAGAGAAAGAGAGCGAGAUUCAGAAAGAGCGACCUCCCCAGCUUCAGCGGCAACUGCAGGGUUUUUUCUUAGAAUUUCAUCAUUUUCUAGUAUUUUCUUUCAAAUUUUUCUUCUGGUAUCAGACUGAAAAAAAGAAAAGGGAAAAGACCCAACCAAAGAAAUGAAUUUUUAAGUCCCAUGCUUUUUUAAUGGACGCUGGUGCUAAAACCUCCCAGGUGUGAUGAGUUUUUUUUUUUUUUUUUUUUUCUCCUUUCUUUUUAUUUUGUGCCAGUCCUGCUUCAUUGUAGGACACGGGGAGGAGAAAUUUCCGCUUUCCUUGAUAAGAUCUAUUUGAAAAUGUUCAGCGUGGGUGACGUUCCUCACAAAUAAAAUGAUUCAACAUCCAGAAAGCAAACCAA
Molecule: messenger RNA, 1575 nt
Organism: Alligator mississippiensis (American alligator)
Lineage: Eukaryota; Metazoa; Chordata; Crocodylia; Alligatoridae
Gene: YBX3
Product: Y-box binding protein 3
Exons: 9
Coding region: 78-971 (297 amino acids)
Biological process (GO): regulation of gene expression
Cellular component (GO): nucleus
Molecular function (GO): nucleic acid binding
Source: RefSeq, a predicted model, not a curated record